AUGCCCGUGUGCUCUCUCUGUAAUGCGCUGACACCCAGCGGCCGCUUCUGCUCCAAAUGCGGCGCGCCUUUCACCGUCAAAGAGGUGCAGCCGCCUCCUCUGCAGUUUAAUGACCACCAGCAACCUUCACUGCAGUUUAACCAUCAACAGCGAGUUCCGCCGCGGUCGUUUGAAGAGCACGACCAGAAGACACUUCUGUACCAGCAGCAGCAGGCCUACGGCAACACACCGUCUGCCAUUCCCGUUGUGUACGUGGACGGAGACGGCUCGGCGACUAAAAGUAACGGCUGUAACGCAUCGUUUGUUGCGCCAAAUGGAGAGACGAAGAAUUGCAGUUCUUCCAAAGGCUCUGGAAUUCUAAAGGGACGAUACUCAGAUCAUCCCAAUUGUGACGUCUGUGAAAUGGCUUUUGACAUCACCUAUCGUCGACAUCAAUGUCGUACAUGUGGGCGGUACGUCUGCGGUAAUUGCUCCCCACUGAUGCUUUUGAUCCCAGAAGGAGACCAAAUUGAAGGCGCUAAGGGCUACGAUCCGUCCGUUCCGCAACGUGUGUGUUUGCAUUGUGCGCCUCGCUUGCGUCCACUGCAGGAGAAUCUGGUGGCACGAUACGCGAAAGCGAAUGCCGAGACAGCAUUGCAUGAAUCCAAGCCCAGAUUGCAUGUGCCAUUCUCGCCUUCAUUGGAGAAGGAGUGCAUAAAUGCAGCUGAUAUCAUUGGUAACUUUUUCAGGAAUGAUUCCGGUGCAUCAGGAGAUCGGGCGAUCCCGAUCUCCAUGCUUGGGAAUGCACACGGUUUGGCCAUUAUGACAAUCGUCAAGGCUGGGUUCGUCCUAGUUGGCAAGGUUGGUACAGGGAUUGUAUUGUCACGUCUACCAGACGGAUCGUGGUCGGCGCCCUCGGCUAUCGGUACGGUAGGACUUGGUGGUGGCUUUCAGAUCGGCGGAGAGAUCGUAGAGGUCAUGAUCAUUCUAGGCUCUCCUGCAGCCGUUGAGGUUUUCCACUCGCCACAAGUGAACUUGGGCGCAGGUCUGGACGUUGCUGUCGGUCCGUACGGACGAUCGGCAGCCGCUGCCGCGGCGAUCAGCAGCUCUGGUCUUAAUGCGAACUACAGCUACUCGAUGAGCAAGGGUUUGUAUGCUGGAAUUUCACUUCUAGGCUCGGUGAUUGCAGCACGCAAUGACUUGAACCGCAAGUUCUACGGACAGGAUCUGGAAGCGAGUGCGCUGCUAAGUGGGACAGUUGGCCAGCCUGUGGCGGCAAGGGCGCUAUAUGAGGCACUGAAUAAAGCCAUGCACGGCAUCCAGCAACAUAAAGACGUACUGGCGGAGAGGUCUCGCAUGAUGGGGGCGUGCAACGCUUGCAAUUGUCAAGUCUUUCUGGCUCACCCCUAUCAGCUUUGGAACAAAAGGUGCAAAACGUGUGACCAUAUUCACUAA
Messenger RNA from Peronospora farinosa, 1434 nucleotides. Lineage: Eukaryota; Oomycota; Peronosporomycetes; Peronosporales; Peronosporaceae. The record is from the annotation of a GenBank genome assembly.